This is a messenger RNA of Mercurialis annua (annual mercury), 2268 nucleotides long. RefSeq names its product putative clathrin assembly protein At2g25430. The transcript has a single exon. Gene Ontology annotation, molecular function: 1-phosphatidylinositol binding; SNARE binding; phosphatidylinositol-4,5-bisphosphate binding. Bases 217 to 2106 code for a protein of 629 amino acids. The record is from RefSeq and is a predicted model, not a curated record. Lineage: Eukaryota; Viridiplantae; Streptophyta; Magnoliopsida; Malpighiales; Euphorbiaceae. Gene Ontology annotation, biological process: clathrin coat assembly; clathrin-dependent endocytosis; vesicle budding from membrane. Gene Ontology annotation, cellular component: clathrin-coated pit; clathrin-coated vesicle.
UCACUCUACAAAAUCAAAACCAGAAAGAAACUUAAAAACAAAAAAAACUAAACUGUACACUGUAUUUUCCAUUUCUAGUCUCUUCUUCCUUUGGAUUCUCCGAUCAUACACGGCCCCUCAUUUUCUCACUCACCCUCUCUCCGAUCAUCAUAAAAACAGGUGCAAAUUAAUUCUCUUCCUUUUUCAUAAAUCAUUUGGUUGAUUCAUUUAGUUUAAAUGGCACCGAGCACCAUCCGUAAAGCGAUCGGAGCUGUAAAAGAUCAAACCAGCAUAAGCAUAGCUAAAGUGGCGGGCAACAUUGCUCCUGACCUUGAAGUUUUAGUUGUUAAAGCUACAAGCCAUGAUGAUGAACCAGCUGAUGGCAAAUAUAUUAACGACAUUAUUACUCUUACGUCUCGCUCUAGAGGUUAUGUUACUGCCUGUGUGGCUGCGGUGUCUAAGCGUUUGAGUAAAACCCAUGACUGGAUUGUUGCCAUCAAAGGGUUGAUGCUUGUGCAUCGCCUUUUGGUUGAUGGGCACCCUUCUUUUCAGGAGGAAAUUGUGGUGAGUACUAGGAGGGGUAUGCGGGUUUUGAAUUUUUCGGAGUUUCGAGAUGAGACUAAUUUGCAUUCGUGGGAUCAUGUCGCUUUUGUUAGGUUUUAUGCUUUGUUUCUUGAUGAGAAAAUUGAUGUUGAAGUUGCUGUGAGGAAAUGGAGAGGUGGUGAUGGAGAAGAUAGGAGACUGGGUUUCGAUGAGAGUAAUGAUGGAUUUCGAGCAAGAGAUGAUAGUUUUGAUUAUGCGAUGAGUAGGAGAUCGAGGUCUUAUGGUGAUAUGAACGAUGGUGGUGAUGAUUCGGUUGGGAGGGAUAAGUGGAAAGAGGGUGGUAGUACUAGUACUCUGAUUAGGCAAAUGAAACCGGAAAUGGUUUUAAGAAAAUUGUGUCUGUUGUUGAGAAUGCUUGAUAGAGUUUUUGCUUGUAGACCGACGGGAAUGGCUAAGAAUAGUAGGUUGGUGCUUGUGUCGCUUUAUGCUCUUGUCAAGGAGAGUUUUGUGUUGUAUGCUGAUAUAUGUGACGCGCUAGGGGUGGUGUUGGAUAGAUUUACAGAGAUGGAGUAUGAAGAUUGUGUUGAGGGGUUUGAUAUGUAUGUUAGUGCUGCUAAGAUGAUCGAUGAGCUUGUUGGGUUUUACGGUUGGUGCAAGGAUGUUGGGGUUGCGAGAUCAUCUGAAUUCCCUGCUGUGAAGAGAAUUACUGAUCAGCUGUUGGGUACACUUCAAGGAUUUUUGAAGGAAAUGAGAAAUAGGUCAUCAUCUAAGAGUCCUGAGAGAAAUAAGGAAGAAAAGAUUCCGAUCAAGCCAGAGGCAGAGGCAGAGUCGAAUAUGACGGAGAUUAAGGCUCUUCCUCCACCGGAAAAUUAUUACCCUCCAACGCCUCCUGUGCCUCAGCCAAAGCCACAGCCUCGUCAGGUAUCGACAGAGGAUUUGGUUAAUUUGAGGGAUGGGGUUUCAGCUGAUGAGCAGGGCAACAAAUUGGCUCUGGCAUUGUUCUCUGAACCGCCAACUUCAGAUACAAACGGUGCUUGGGAAUCGUUUCCGACAAACGGAGAGGCUGAAGUAAUUUCAGCGUGGCAGACGCCAGCUGCUGAGAGCGGUAAAGCCAAUUGGGAAUUGGCAUUGGUAGAAACAGCUAGUAAUCUGUCAAAGCAAAAAGCUGAUUUAGGGGGCGGAAUGGAUCCCUUACUACUUAACGGAAUGUACGAUCAGGGAGUAGUAAGACAACAUGUGAAUGCUACGCAAUUCAGCUGUGGGAGCGCGAGUAGCGUGGCACUGGCCUUAUCAGGGAAGAGUACAACACCGGUGUUGGCAUUACCCUCAGCAGAUGGGACAUUCCAGCCAGUCGGUAACCAGGAUCCAUUUGCUGCAUCGCUUGCAAUUCCGCCUCCUUCAUAUGUGCAGAUGGCAGAUAUGGAGAGGAAGCAGCACUUGGUGGUUCAAGAAGAGCAGCUCUGGCAACAGUAUGGAAAGGAUGGGAUGCAUGGUCAAGUUGGUUUGACUCAGAUCAACAGGUCCGGAUACUAUGGCCUCAUUACUCAGCCGCAGCCGGGCGGCUACUACUAUACACACCAAUGAGCCUUGAUGGCAUGCAUUUUUCUUUUUGGAUUGCAGUCAUAUGUUUUAUGAUCUCCAAUGAGCUUUAUACAAAAGGUAUAAAAUUGUUAUAUGAUGAUUUUUAAUAUUAUAAUUUUGCUACUAUAUAGUAAUAAUAAAAUGUUUGAGCAAUCAUAUUUAUCA